Molecule: messenger RNA, 1062 nt
Organism: Botrytis deweyae
Lineage: Eukaryota; Fungi; Ascomycota; Leotiomycetes; Helotiales; Sclerotiniaceae
Exons: 2
Coding region: 193-1062 (289 amino acids)
Source: RefSeq, a predicted model, not a curated record
CCAUAAAAUAAUUUCCAUACUCGUAGCCUUGUGAAAGAACAACACCACCACAAGACAAGGAAAAGGCCACUUGCGAUAUCACCCCAUCAUUAACGUGGAGACUUUCUCUCAUAUGUACCUUGAGUCUGCCGCACUGGGUGAAAGUCGUUGAUCCUCAAGUUUUUGGACAAGAACGUUCUUUUCCAAUUGGCCAUGUCUUCUUCGCAGGAUUGGAUUCAUACUCUUAUGAACCCCUCGCCGUUGGGCUUGAUCAUUACAAUUAUCCUGGUCCUUUCGAUACCGAUAUUCCUCCACUCUGUAGUCUUUCGCGCAACUGGUUUCACAUCUUUACCCUCGAUUGUGUUAAUUGGACCAAGCGGCGCAGGCAAAACGGCACUUCUUACUCUUUUCGAACGAGAGAACAAGCCUGCAACCACUCAUACUUCUCAAACAAUUUCAUCUGCCGAAUGUUCUCUACCGGUAGAUGCAGUAGCUGCCUCGAAUAAAUAUCGUUCAGUCAAUGAUCCUACCAAUCAAGUUCACAAGAAAUUCCUCUUAAUUGAUACUCCCGGGCAUGGAAAACUGCGACACCAUGCAUUCGAACAGCUCUCAACUUCUCAAAAUCUUCGAGGUGUAAUAUAUCAAGUCGAUGCUACUACAUUGGGAGCUGGAGAUGAAGGUCUAAGAGAGGCUGCCGAUUAUCUACACGAUCUACUUCUCCUCAUGCAAAAGCUCAUGGAUGGAAAAACUACCACAAAGGCGCCUCAAGAACUACCAAUACUCAUUGCUGCCAACAAGAUGGAUCUAUUCACUGCUCUUCCAGCCGCAUUAGUCAAAAGUAGUCUGGAAAGAGAAAUUACCAAAGUUAGAGUCUCGCGAUCGAAAGGUCUACUUGAUUCGGGAAUGUCUACAGAGGAGGACGAAGAUAAAGAUGAAUGGCUUGGAGAGAUGGGUUCUACCGACUUCAAGUUUUCACAAAUGGAGGAGUUCAACAUCUCUGUUGAAGUAGCUGGUGGUAAUGUAAUUGGAUCUGAUGGUGGAUCCGUUGAUGCUUGGUGGAGGUGGGUAGCCAACAGAUUAUAA